GCGGCGGCGGCGAUGGCGGCGCGGGGCCGGUGCCCCGAGUGCGGGUCGGCGUCGCUGGUGGAGGACGCGCACUACGCGCAGCAGCAGCUGGUCUGCGCCUCCUGCGGCUGCGUCCUGUCCGAGGGGCUCCUCACCACCACCUACACCGACGAGGAGCAUCUGCGGGAGGUCGCCUAUUCCCAGAGCACUGGCCAGAAGGAGCAGCUGAGCCGCUGCCUGCAGCGAGGGAUCCGGAGGGUCCAGGACCUCUGCAAGGUGCUGCAGCUGCCGGCUGUAUUCGAGGAAAUGGCCGUGUCCUACUUCCAGAGGGCUCUGCAGCUCCCCGCCUUCCACCUGGUCAGCCUGGAGAAGAAGGAGCUGCUGGGAGGCUGCUGCGUGUUCGUGGCGUGCCGCCAGCACCGCUGGCCCCUGACCAUGGGCACCGUGUGCUCCCUGCUCUACGCCCGGCAGGAGCUGUUUGCCAGCGUCUUCCUGAGCCUGCAGCGGGAGCUGGGGCUCUCGGUGCCCGCCCUGAGCCUGGCAGACCUGGUGACAACGCACCUGAACAGCUUCCGGCUGGUGCAGCCCACGGCCAGCGUCCCCGCGCCCUUCCUGGAGGACAAGGAGCAGCUGCUGGCCCGCACCUUGGCCAUCGUGGAGCUGGCCAGCGAGACGUGGCUGGUGACCGGCCGGCACCCCGUGCCCCUGGUGACGGCCGCGGCCUUCCUGGCCUGGCAGUCGCUGCGGCCCGGCCCGCGCCUGCGCUGCCCCUUGGCGCGGUUCUGCCGCCUGGCAGGGGUGGACCUGCCCCCCCCGGCCCACCUCCGGCUGGCCGAGCUGCUGGACAUCCUGCUGGGAAUGGCCUCCCAGCUCUCCUGGCUGCGUGCCUUCUGCUUGGACAAGAGAACGGUGGUGAAGCACAUCGGGGACCUGCUGCAGCACCGGCUCUUCCUGCUGAAACGCGCCUUCAGCCAGCAGGACGGGCAGGGCCAGCAGGACACGGCCCCGGGCCAGGGCUCUGGGAGCCAGGGCUCCCUGGAUAAAGACUCUCUGAGCCAGGACUCCCCAGGCCAGGGCUGCCCAGGCCAAGACUCUGGGAGCCAGAGGUGCUCGGGCAAGGACUCUGUGAGCCCAGGCUCCCCAGAUAAGGACUCCCUGAAUAAGGACUCCCCAGGGCAGGACUCUGUGAGCCAGGACUCCCUGGAUAAGGACUCUGUGAGCCAGGGCUGCCCAGGGCAGGACUCUGUGAGCCAGGGCUCCCUGGAUAAGGACUCUGUGAAUAAGGACUCCCCAGGCCAGGGCUGCCCAGGGCAGGGCCCCCCCAGCUCUCCUGCGGUGGCACAGCAGCAGGGCUGUUCCUCAGCAGGGAAGCAGCAGCGUGGGGGCAGCCUGAGGCCCCUGCUCCCUCCCUGCCUCCUGCGGCCCAGGAAGAGGCCGCGGCCGGCAGCUGCGAGCGCUCCGGCCGUGGCCCUCACGGGCGACGAGCCCAUCUCGGACAGCGAGAUCGAGCAGUACCUGCGGAGCCCCGAGGAGAUCCGUGCCUUCAGGAAGGCCAAGGCCUGGCCCUGAAGGUGGCCCUGGCCCGGAGGGACGGUUUUGGGACCAGAAGUGUGAAGGCCACCAGGGACGGGGUGGUUGUGCUGCAGGGACAGUCACUCUGGGAAUGAGGCUGGGCUGGGUCCUCCUUAAUGUGCUGGACCAAAAUGGGCUUUUUGUGGAGUGACUUCUUCAGGUCAUGUUAUGUUUCUGUUAUAAGUAAAUAAAAGUGCAGGUGCCAAGUUUUCCAUGGCAGCCUCACCUUGGACUUCUCA
Messenger RNA from Lonchura striata (white-rumped munia), 1790 nucleotides. RefSeq names its product BRF2 general transcription factor IIIB subunit (gene BRF2). Lineage: Eukaryota; Metazoa; Chordata; Aves; Passeriformes; Estrildidae. The record is from RefSeq and is a predicted model, not a curated record. Gene Ontology annotation, molecular function: TBP-class protein binding. Gene Ontology annotation, cellular component: transcription preinitiation complex; nucleus. Gene Ontology annotation, biological process: DNA-templated transcription initiation; transcription preinitiation complex assembly.